Molecule: messenger RNA, 2133 nt
Organism: Durio zibethinus
Lineage: Eukaryota; Viridiplantae; Streptophyta; Magnoliopsida; Malvales; Malvaceae
Gene: WRKY25
Product: WRKY DNA-binding protein 25
Biological process (GO): regulation of DNA-templated transcription
Molecular function (GO): sequence-specific DNA binding; DNA-binding transcription factor activity
Source: RefSeq, a predicted model, not a curated record
CAUUCGUUUCUUUCAUCCCUCAUCAUAUAUUAGUGGCUGCCUCCGUUUUCCCAUAACUUUGUUUCCGCUCAUCUCUCUUUUUUUCUCUUUUUUUGAUGGCCGCCUCCUCUUGUAGCAAUCUUGACAAUUCCUACGUGCAAAACGCUUUUAGUUUCUCUUCGCAUCCUUUCAUGACAACCUCUUUCUCUGAUCUUCUUGCAUCCGGUGUCACCGACGAUGAAAACCCUUCCUCCACCUUCAACGGUGGCCUUGAUACCAAGCGUGGAGGUGGGUUGUCGUUGUCUGAUCGGAUUGCAGAGAGAACUGGCUCGGGUGUGCCUAAGUUUAAGUCGCUUCCUCCUCCUUCACUCCCUAUCUCUCCUCCUCCUGUAUCUCCUUCUUCUUACUUUGCUAUCCCUCCAGGGCUCAGCCCAGCUGAACUCUUGGACUCUCCUGUUUUGUUGAACGCUUCUAACGUUCUGCCAUCUCCGACCACUGGAACAUUUCCAGCUCAGGCUUUCGAUUGGAAAUCCAAUUCUGGAAACAACCAGCAAAACGUCAAACAGGAAGACAAUAACUACUCUGAUUUUUCUUUCCAAACCCAGCCAAGGUCUGCCACCUCUUUGUCAAGCUUGUUUCUAUCGUCAACCAACACAAUUCAAACGGCACAACAAGGUUGGAGUUUGCAAGACUCUGCAAAGCAAGACGAUUUUUCCUCAGCGAAGAGCAUGGUAAAACCUGAAUACACCCAGAUGCAGAGCUUUUCCCCUGAGAUUGCCAAUAUUCAAAGCAACAGCGGCUUCCAAUCAGAUUAUAGCAAUUACCAUCAGCAACCUCAGUCAAUUAGAGAGAGCAAAAGAUCAGAUGAUGGAUACAAUUGGAGGAAAUAUGGACAGAAACAAGUGAAGGGAAGCGAAAACCCAAGAAGUUAUUACAAGUGCACGUAUCCCAACUGCCCAACAAAGAAGAAGGUUGAGAGGUCUUUAGAUGGACAGAUAACUGAGAUAGUUUACAAGGGUAGUCAUAACCAUCCUAAACCUCAGUCCACUAGGAGAUCAUCAUCUUCAUCAUCUUCUAUUGCUAUUCAGACUUCAAGUGUUGCAAGCUCUGAGAUUCCGGAUCAUUCAUUUCCAACUCAUGGCAGUGGACAGAUGGAUUCUGUUGCAACACCAGAAAAUUCCUCCAUAUCAGUCGGGGAUGAUGAUUUUGAUCAGGGUUCCCAGAAGAGUAAAUCAGGAGGAGAUGAGAUUGAUGAAGACGAACCUGAGGCCAAAAGAUGGAGAAGUGAAGGUGAAAAUGAAGGAAUUUCAGCACCUGGCAGUAGAACUGUGAGGGAACCUAGAGUUGUAGUUCAAACAACCAGUGACAUUGAUAUUUUGGAUGAUGGAUACAGAUGGAGAAAAUAUGGGCAAAAAGUGGUCAAGGGAAAUCCAAAUCCAAGGAGCUACUACAAGUGCACACAUCCAGGAUGUCCAGUGAGAAAGCAUGUUGAGCGAGCAUCACAUGAUCAUAGGGCAGUGAUCACAACCUAUGAAGGGAAGCACAAUCAUGAUGUUCCGGCUGCUCGCGGCAGCGGCAGCCAUUCUGUCCAUAGAACGUUACCUGACAACAACAACAAUAAUGGUAACAACAAUGUGGCCAUGGCAAUAAGGCCAUCAGCUGUUAACAAUCACUACAAUUCCAUGGCCAACCCUCUUCGCAGUUCGAGUUCAUCGACAGCCUCCGAGGGGCAAUCACCCUUCACGCUGGAGAUGUUGCAAGGCACUGGAAACUUUGGAUUCUCUGGGUAUGGGAACUCCAUGGGGUCUUUCAUGAAUCAGCCACAACAUGUAAACAAUAUGUUUUCCAGAACCAAGGAGGAACCAAGAGAUGAAGCGUUCAUUGAGUCACUACUUUGUUGAAAUUUGCACGGAAAUUGAAGGUUUUGAGAGCAUAGAGGGGAUUAAAAACCACAAGAAUAAGGAGCUUAGGUUCAUUUAAUUAAUUGCAUUCUGUUUGUUGUAUAUUCCACAGUAUUGGUUUUGUAUAUUCAGUUGGAAUUGCUAUAGGAGCCAGUAAAAGUUACCAUACUAUUUUUUUGAUGUUUUGAGUCCGCUCUGCUUGCCUGGUAGUCCAGAACAGGAGAGCCUCAAAUCAUUUCUUUUUAUUUUUUUU